Messenger RNA from Prorocentrum cordatum, 2502 nucleotides. NCBI's taxonomy places the organism in Eukaryota, Dinophyceae, Prorocentrales, Prorocentraceae. The record is from the annotation of a GenBank genome assembly.
GCCGUCAGCGACGCUGAGGCCUCGACCGCCAAGAUCGACGACCUUGCCUCGAGGAUCAAGAAGGACAGCGAGGAGUUAGAGGCCGCGAAGGGGAUCCGGGAAGCGGAGAAGGCGGAGUUCGAGGAGAGCGAGGCCGAGCUCAUGAGCGCCAGCGACACGCUCAGCAGGGCGAUACGCGUCCUGGAGAGGGAGAUGGCGAAGCAUCCCGCCGCCUUCGCGCAGGCGGCGGCGACCGCCAGGGUGAGCGGCCUGGCGUCGGCGCUGGGCGCGGUGCUGGACUCCGCGUCGCUCCUCGCCGAGGACAAGGCCAGGCUGCUGCAGCUGGCGCAGUCCUCGCAGGAGGAGGACGCCGACGACGCGGCAGGGGCGCCGGCGCCGGGCGCGUACGAGUCCCACAGCGGUGGCAUCGUGGACACGCUGGAGGAACUCAGAGAGAAGGCCGAGGCCAAGCUGAAGGCGAGCCGGCAGGCGGAGGCCUCGAACGCGCACGUCCACGGCCAGCUGUUGCAGGGCCUGCAGGGCCAGAUCGCGGCCGACCAGAAAGCCCUGGCGGAGCUCGUGCGCCUGCGGAGGGCCCUGGAGAACUCCCGGGCCGCGCUGGCGGCCGUCCAGGAGGGCUGCAUGCGCACGGCGUCCGACCACGAGCUCUCUACGAAGUCGAGGGAGAAAGAGUUGAAGGUCAUUGCGGAGGCAUGUGCCACCGAGCAGAUCUCGGCGCGACGGCCUUGCAGCUGCGCUUGCACCGAGGCCACCGCCCACUUCUGCGUGCCCGCGGGCGCCUUCCACGAGGGGUUCGCCGUCGGCUCGACGGAGCGCCCAGCGUGCGACGAACACGGGGACGUCGUCCCCGAGGAGAUCUUGACGGUCGAGUACGCGUCCGUGCAGAUGGAUCGCGUCAGCUCCUUCGGGGAGGCCUUGAACGCCCAGCUAUUUCCCUUCGGCCUCGAAGGGUUGUGGCCGGCGACUGCCGCGCUUUUUCAGUGCCCGAAGAGUUCGGAGAGCAGGCCGACGAUUUCGUCUCCGCGCCCGCUGGGAAUGGCGGACCCGAUGGCUCCCUGCAGGAGCCCCGCGCGGUUCCCACGGGGCGACGUGCUGGGGCAGAUCGAGGUACGCGAGCAGAUGGCGGGAUUGGCUGGCGCCCUCGAGCGCAUCGAAUCAGCCAUGGCAGGUACGGCGCGCGCCCAUGGCCGGGGGCACGCCGCCAGGACUGGCGCUGCCCCCGCCCAGCGCGCCGUCUGCUGCCAGGUGCCCACCGCGGCUCUGGCGGAGGCGCUCCAGGCCAUCACCGACCAGAGCCGGGCGACCGCCGCGCUGCUCGCCCAGGGCUCGGCGGCGGCAGCCGACCAAAUGUGCGCGUUGCUCGGAGGCGGCGACGGCGCGGGCGGCGGGCCGGGCACGAAGCUUCCUGGGGCCAAGGGCGCAGCUGCCCUAAAAGUCUGGCGCCGGCACUUGGAGGCGAAUCCGGCGUCCAUGGUUGUUACUGUUUGUUGCAAUGCCCGCCGGGUACUGGCCGCCAGCGACGGGGACACGGACCUGGGGGUGAACUCGAUGCGGGAGUAUUUGUCCAGGCAGGUCGCCUUCGGCCAAGCGAAGGGUGUCGCAUACCUCGCCUACGGCAUCGCGACGGUGGCCGACUUUUCACGGUCGGCCAGCGGGAGAGAGCGGAGGACCGGCCCGUGGCAGAGCGACGACGACAAGGGCGGCGCCCCCAAGGGCAAGGACAGGGGACCAUAUUCUCCUGGACUGGGCCCUUUUGGGGGCAUCGGUUACCGCUACCUGCACUGCGCUGGGGGCUUGGAUUUCCUCCACCAACCGACGGCGCGUCCGCUGCGCUGGCGCGCCCGCCGCGCGAAUGUCUUGGUUUGCGCGCUCUCGCAGCUGGCUGCUCGCGGCCGCCGGGUCGCCCCUGCAGCCGCCAGGAGCGGGAGGCCCCUCACCGAUUCGCAGAAGGAGAUCUGCGAUCAGCUGCUAGGGCUUGCGAGGCUCAUCCACCGCCUGCUCUUCACCUUGGGCGGCCGCGAAACCGCGAAGUUGAAUUCCACGUGCGAUUAUGCCGCGAUGGUGCAGGCAGCCGUCCUGCGCAGCACCUGCGCGCCGCCUGCGGCCCGCAACGGGGAAGACUUCACAUCCGAGCGCGCCGAGUUCCUCGCGGCCACCUACUCCUUCGUGCAGGUGGGCACCCGGGAGGCGCCGUCGCCAACGCCUGCUCCCACGCGGCCGACCCGACGGGCAGCCCUGCAGGCGGAGCGUGGGCGCGGGGUCGUCCGCUUCCUGCGGGAGCUCGCCAAGGAGCAGCACUCCGCCGCGCUGGCCCAGCUCGCGGGCCGCGUCGGCGCCGUGGCACAGUUCGGCGCGUCGGCGGCCGCCGUCGCCGACCCCUUCGGGAAGAUCCGAGGCCACUUCUUCCAGACUGAUUACAGCGGCAACUCGCUGCGUCGUCGCAGUGUGGCAUGGUUCGACAGCCACUGGCAGCAGCGACGACGUGGCCAGCGUCGAGCCUAG